CGGAAUUUGGCGUGGAAAGGAGAAGUCGGCCAUUUUGGUUACUUGACAGAGGGGAUUUAUUUAGUAUUUAUGUGUCAUCAUCAGGACGUUUGGAAGGACAUUGCGGCUGCCAUUUCUUCAGAAAUGACAAUGGCCCAUCCGUACAGUCCUGUGUAAAUGGAUAACUGGUUCAAAUUCAUUAUAAGAAGGCCAUUUUCCAGGGACCCAAGGGCACUGAUAGAUACGUUCGGUGCCUUGAAUGACCCCGAUAUUUGUCGAAAAACACCGGUGUAAGGGUCGUUUUGUGCAGAUUAACGUCGUUUUCCAUUGAAUGAGGGUAUUGUUUUUAGUUGGAUCUUUCAUAACAAGAUCUAUGCUAUCUCUCAGCCCCAGGAAACGUCAAUUUCCGUCGCAUCUACCUGUUCAUCUCGAGUAAUUAUAUUCAACAUGUCGACCCGAGCACCUCUCCAAACCGUGCACGAAUCGGUGACAGUCGAUCAUCAUCCAAAAGAUGAUAAUGCAAACCCUCGUAUUACGUCGUCGAGGAGUCGAACCGCUGACGAGCCUCACAUCGGCAAAUACCGGCUGAUCAAGACAAUCGGCAAAGGAAAUUUUGCAAAAGUGAAACUAGCCAAGCAUGUGCCGACAGGACGAGAAGUGGCCAUCAAGAUCAUUGACAAGACACAGUUAAAUCCAUCAAGUCUACAAAAGCUGUUCCGAGAAGUGAGAAUCAUGAAGUUACUUGAUCACCCCAAUAUAGUCAAAUUGUUUGAGGUGAUAGAGACAGAAAAGACGCUGUAUUUAGUGAUGGAAUAUGCCAGUGGAGGUGAGGUGUUCGACUAUCUUGUUGCACAUGGUAGAAUGAAAGAAAAGGAAGCUCGAGCCAAGUUUAGACAGAUUGUGUCCGCUGUACAGUACUGCCAUCAGAAACACAUUGUACACAGAGAUUUAAAGGCGGAAAAUCUGCUUUUAGAUGGAGACAUGAACAUCAAAAUAGCAGAUUUUGGUUUCAGCAACGAGUUUGUACCUGGUAACAAAUUGGAUACGUUUUGUGGAAGUCCGCCAUAUGCAGCCCCUGAACUUUUUCAAGGAAAAAAGUAUGAUGGUCCGGAGGUGGAUGUGUGGAGUUUAGGAGUAAUUUUAUACACACUAGUCAGUGGUUCCUUACCAUUUGAUGGUCAAAAUUUAAAGGAACUGCGAGAAAGAGUGUUACGGGGAAAAUACCGUAUACCCUUUUAUAUGUCCACAGACUGUGAAAAUUUGUUGAAAAAGUUUUUAGUUUUAAAUCCAACCAAAAGAGCUAGUUUAGAGAAUAUUAUGAAAGACCGCUGGAUCAAUAUGGGGUAUGAAGAUAGAGAGUUAAAGCCCUACAGAGAGCCGCCAAAGGAUCUUGUAGAUCCAAAGCGGAUAGAAGAAAUCAUGGUUAACAUGGGGUACAGUAGAAAAGAUAUUGAAGACUCCAUAACGAACCAGAAGUAUGAUGAUAUCCAAGCCACAUACUUACUUCUGGGGCGCCGCUCUUCUGAUUUGGAGGGAAGUGAUCGGUCUGGGAGUAGCCAAUCCUUGCGCCAUUUACCAUUAUCAUCAUCUAAUCGACCUCAUAGUGAAAACACUGCAAACAAUAACACAUCUCCGAACAAGGUGACACGCAGUCAGUCUGCCACCACAAGUUCAGGCCAGGGUCGCAGACGGUACAGUCAAGGCGCAGAAAAUAAUGGUAGUAUCCGACGUACGGCAGGACCAACAAGUUCUCAGUCGUCAUCUCAUUCACGGCGACAGAAUGCGAUAGACACAUCAACGACGAAGGAGAACAUCAUAUCAGGGAGAAAAACACCAUCAGGGGGUUCCUCCAUGGAGUCUCCCAAGGUUGGCAGGAGUGCAAUUACCCGAGACAGUUACAAGGGUCCAAAGAUAAGUUCUUCCACUCCAACACGGGCAACCAUGCCAAAGAAACUCAGUGGAUCAUCUUCUUCAUCAACACCCAAGAACAGUGUCAUCAGCAGCAUUCCGCGUCGUACAGGCCGCAGUGAAACCUUUAGUCCAGGCGAUGCUCGUGUUCAGACCCCUGCUGAGAAAACCCGCACUACCAAUGGUCAGGAUGUCAGGAGCCCUAUGACCAAUUCUACAACCCCUUCAUCAUCAGAAGUACCUUCAGUCAGACCCAAAGGGCAUGGCCAUGUCAAAUCUGCAAGUUUAAGUCAGUCUCAAACUUCGCGGGUUACAGACUUGCCUCCCUUAGAUGGUGAAUUUCGGCCAACAACUGCUCCAGGUAAAACCUCCACUGUGCCUGUCUCCCCCGCUGCUCCUAAAAGCUCCCUUUAUCGUAACACAGCCAGUAGGAAUACAUUCCAUGGUGGGCCUAUUCGGGACAGACGGCAGCGUCAAUACAAUGGGCCUGACGGUAUUCCGUCUCACUCUCAGGAUACCUCUGCCAUGGGCCAGGCAGGCCGCAUGUCUUUCUUAAAUAAGCUUACAUCAAAAUUUAGCAGAAGAGAUUUCAUACCAGAAAACAAUAGUCAGGGUCGGGACUUGAAAAAAAGGUAUAACACUUCAUUGUCUCCAUCUGAAUCAUCCCAACUGUCCCGAUUGCAAGGGUCAGUCAACGAGGGUCGUGAAGGUGACCCCAUCAAGCCACGGUCGCUUCGCUUCACGUGGAGCAUGAAAACGACCAGUUCAAUGGAUCCCAACGAGAUGAUGAAGGAGAUUCGUAAAGUAUUAGAUGCUAACAACUGUGACUAUGAACAAAGGGAGAAGUUCCUCCUGUUGUGUGUCCAUGGCGACCCCAACACAGAUAGCCUAGUGCAAUGGGAGAUGGAGGUUUGUAAAUUGCCAAGACUCUCCUUGAAUGGAGUUCGUUUCAAACGAAUUUCAGGAACUUCCAUAGGAUUUAAAAACAUUGCAUCUAAAAUUGCAAAUGAGUUGAAACUUUGAUGUAGGGCCCAGUGCUGCAAGAACGGACAAGUAGGUUAUCCUGGAAUUGAGGCAGGUUGUGUGGUAUCCUUGUUAACCUGAAGGGUUACCUGGAGGUUCACCUACAGGAGCAACAUUGCUGUAGUGGGAAGGUGUCUGGUGCUGGGCCCGUACCAUACUUCAAGUCUCAGAAGGAUAACUCAAGAUGCAGUAACCUCCUCCUAUUCAAUCACAUGUAACAUUACCCCCUCUCCCCACAUGUAUAAUUUUUGUACAAUGUUAAUAUUGUAAAAAGGUCACUGUAAUAUAGCUAAAUUAGACACCCAAAGGCGAGACCAGGGUUUGAAAUUGUACACAUGUAUGUAAAGAGAAAGAGUAUAUCAUUUGAUGAAUGUGCUUUAGUGUAUUAAAUGCAAACUAAGUGAUGAAUGUUGUUACAAGUGCAUUUCUCCUUCUGCUAGUCUAAAUGAAUUAGCAGUCCUAAUCUCUCUCUUCCCCUCUCUCCCCCAUUAACUUAAUUUUCUGUACUGUCUCUUGCUCUGUAUAUCUUCCACAGUGCAAUCAUAUUAUUCUGGUAGUAGGAGAAGAUUGUGUUAGAGCAGGCACUUGUUCAACGAUCCGACCUGUUAAAGAAUUACAGACAGUGACAGAUGGUGAGCUGAGUUGUCGUCGUUCAUUCAUAGGUGUUGUUCAGAGGUUUGGAUUUCGCUGUUUCAUUAUAUUCUUUAUCAAGUGAUAUGAACUGUAUUGUUUGAUGAAAUAAUUGGUUCAGUGUGUAAUGUUAUAACAGAAAGCCAAAUCACUGAACAUUACCUAUGUAAGUAGUUUUCCUCUUCGACUGUGAUACUAUAAACAUGCAAAAAUCUGCCUGUUUAUAAACAUCUAAAUAUUUUGCUCUGUGAAUGAUGGCAACUCAGUGGGCCGAGCAUUGAACAAUGUUAAAGCUAUGGGCAUUUGAUAGGUAUAAAUUAUUUUAUUAAUUGUAUUCCAACUUAUGUAGAAAUAAAUAUGUUAAGAAUUGAUAGUUCAUUCAGUAAACUAUUGAAUGUUCUGUAAAACUGGAGAUUGAAGUUGUGAUUGAUUUAAUUCAACAACCACUGAUUUAAAAGGGAAUUUAAAUUACCCUUUCACUGAAAGUACGGUAAAAACCUCUAUAUAAUGCCACUAGUUGUCCAACAAAAUUUGAAUCAUACAAAGUGAUUUGACUAUAUUAAUGGAAAUUUGAAAAGGAACUGCAAAGGGAGAAUGAAAGGGGGAACUUGAAAAUUUUCUUUGUGGUAACCCUUAGUGUGGUGGCAACGAAAGGAAUGGCGUUAUAAGUAGGUUUUACUGCUGUACUGUAUAUCUUCAUACUUCGAGAUAAAGAUAUCAAAUUGAUGCACCCUCUCCCAACUGGAUUUACCUAGCUUUUUUAAUCACUCACAAUUUGAUAACAAAUUACACCAUGCAUUGAUUUUGUUUGUCUGUAGACCUACAGUGCUUUUCCUUAUAUGAGCACCACCUCACUUUUAUCACAUUUGUUAUUAUUCAGUUUAAUUGUUAUGCCUGGGUUGGGAGGAGACUGUGUCCACUGACCGGGGAUUUCCCUUGCGAGUUUGUGAAGUGUAAUGAGCGAGUGUGGAAGGAAAAGACACGUGAAUUGGUUUUGUCUGUGAAGUAAACACAAUUCUCUUUUGACACUCGCCUGUGUUAUUAAAUCAUGUAUCAGUUACUGUACUAACACUCCCCAACCAUCACAAGGAAAGUAGACUCAAUAAAAUAAAUAAUUAGAGGAAUAAUUCUAACCAGCAUAGAUAAGAAUCUCUGGUAGUAUUCUAGAAAAGUUUAGAUGGGCAAGUUUAUAAUGGUUUUAAGACAGACUAGUAGUGGUCUAGGAAGAUUCAGAUGGCAGGUUUGUGAUGGGGUUGUAAAAUUCAGAAAUGAAGUACAUGAAAUCACAUUUGGAUAAAAAGUUUUGGGCUGAAACAAAAGUAUUUAAGAGAACAUGGGCUGAACUUGGUAAACUUGGUAAACAUACUGAGGUAUUAUAUUUACUAGUGUUCUUUGUUAUCGAACCGUUCUGUUUUGCUGAGUAGUCAUGAUAUUUUAUUGCUUUCAAAUGUAGUCUGUUCUACAGGACAGCAGAAUAUGCAAGUUAUACACAUGUUACCGUAUGAUCUCAGAUAUCACAUCAUAUAUCCUGCCUUCGUCACUAGCUUCCAUUGAUUCCCGAGACCUUGGAUAUGUCUGCUGACGAGUACAUGCAUUAAUCUGUCAUUAAGUCAUUCUCAUGAAUUUUACUGGGUACGCAAGUUUGGAGUCGACGACGGGAUUGUGUUGAAUGUGAAUCAUGCUUGUUGUUGAUCAACUUGCUGCUUGUCCAUACAGACACAAUGUCUUGUUCUAUUGGUUUUUGUCAUCAAAUCAUUUUCCUCAAAGUAGUGUCCUCUGUCUUGCAUAUAAACUAAAAGCUCGGCAGGAAUUUUCUUAUUUCAUUGAAGUGCAACACUAGUACGACAACUGGAUGAAUUUAGCUUGUGUGGUAUUCUGAUUUAGUCACCAAAUGUAGUGUUGGAAUGGCUUAUGCUUUGGCAAUGGAUCUAGCAGCGAGCAGAAUCAUACUUUACAAACACUGCAGGUGAUGUGCUGGUAUUCACAAGGUUAGAAGGAUUUGGACAAGUUUUGAUUGAAAUGGCUGAUUGUGUUGCUGAUCAUCUAAUACUAACAUUCCUAUCAUGUUGAUUUGUCCUCUGUGACAAUGUAUAGAUAGCUUUCCUUCAUAUCAAGUUUUGAAGAACUGAGAAACAUCAAAUUGAAAAAAAAGAUAUUUUCCUUUUCGCAAGUUUCAGCUGUUUCGCUCUUACCACAAUAUCAAAUUAAGAUGCCUGCUUAGUUGAGAGAGGGAUGAGGGCAGAUGCUGCCUAGUAAGGGGUGGGGUAUGCUGGUGGAGAAAGUGUUCACACACUUCAAUAUGGCCAUAACUGUGAAAGGGCAAGUCAAAGCUUGAGAGGGAGGAACAGCGAGCUUGUGACCCUGUCGGCAGUAACCCACUGACGGUGAAGCAGUAACGGUGUGACUACGAUGUCAUGGUUCAGUGGUAGCACAGUGCCACAAAUGCAUAAUAGUGCAACUCUUUGAUUUUAUUUAUUAAUAUGAUUUAAGGGUAUUUUGUAUGUUA
Molecule: messenger RNA, 6046 nt
Organism: Mizuhopecten yessoensis (Yesso scallop)
Lineage: Eukaryota; Metazoa; Mollusca; Bivalvia; Pectinida; Pectinidae
Product: MAP/microtubule affinity-regulating kinase 3-like
Exons: 22
Coding region: 427-2910 (827 amino acids)
Biological process (GO): intracellular signal transduction; protein phosphorylation; microtubule cytoskeleton organization
Cellular component (GO): cytoplasm
Molecular function (GO): ATP binding; protein serine/threonine kinase activity; tau-protein kinase activity
Source: RefSeq, a predicted model, not a curated record